Molecule: messenger RNA, 2196 nt
Organism: Polychytrium aggregatum
Lineage: Eukaryota; Fungi; Chytridiomycota; Chytridiomycetes; Polychytriales
Product: tRNA wybutosine-synthesizing protein 1
Exons: 6
Coding region: 1-2196 (731 amino acids)
Biological process (GO): wybutosine biosynthetic process
Molecular function (GO): catalytic activity; FMN binding; 4 iron, 4 sulfur cluster binding
Source: RefSeq, a predicted model, not a curated record
AUGCCUGUCCCAAGCCUGCCCGUCUCCGGGUCCUCGCAGAGCCAACUCAUCAAACUUGCGCUGCUGGUACCGCUGAUUGCGGUACCGCUUGUUCUGCUCUGGCGGUCCAAGCAGACGCCCGACCCAUCCGCUCGGGAUCUCAAGGCAGAGCCGUCGCCUCAAGAUGGAUGCUGUGGAGAGGGCUGCUGUCGUCAGAGUUCCGAGGCCUCGUGUGGAACUCCUGCCCCCAGACGAGAUGGCAAGCGCAAGCCCAAGACCUUCACACAAACCUCGAGCACCAAAGUGAGCGUUUCGGGCCCCAGGGAAGCCGGGCCCCCGAUCAAGAUCAUCUACGUGACCGAGAGUGGAACGGCUAGAAACAUGGCUCAGAAGCUGUGUGCCCAGCUGGCUGCUGAGUACAGUUCGGCCCAGCUCCUGGACAUGGCCCACUUUGAUCCCGACACCCUGAUGGCCACCAAGCAGCCGGUCACUCUGCUGUUCGUGCUGUCGACUUACACCGAAGGAGCGAUCCCAUCGCAUGGCAAGUGGUUCUACGGCCUGCUGCGAGAGUGGUUCCACGACCAUCGAGUCGAACGCAACGAGUUCGAACACAUCAGCUUUGGCGUCUUUGGUCUCGGCGACUCUGUCUACGGACAGGAGCACUUUUGUACCUGUGCUAAGGAGGUUGAUCUCUGGAUGAGCAGCCUCGGUGCAAAGCGGAUCGUCGGACUCGCCUGCGGGGACACGGGCUUGUAUCGAGAGACCAAAACCGAGGCUGAGCCGCUCUUUGAGGUCUGGAGUCAGCAGUGCGCUCACUCCCUCAAGACCGGCACUGUUGUCGCUGCUUCCACCGAUGGUCUCGGCCCCUCGCUUGAAGACGAGCUGAGCGACAGCGACACAGCCAGCGACGACUACGACCUUCUCGAGUCCGAAGAUGAGAUGCUUGAUGUCGAGGACCUGGGCGCCGUCGCCGCCAGACUGAAGAAGGCCAAAGCCGAGUCACAUUCUGAUACAGAGCCCAAGGACAUGGUGUCCAAAGGUCUGCGCGAACGCCUCACAAAGGAGAGAUACACGAUCGUCGGUACCCACUCGGCGGUCAAGCUGUGCCGAUGGACCAUGUCCAUGGUCCGUGGUCGGGGUGGAUGCUACAAGCACACGUUUUUCGGAAUCGCAUCGCACCGCUGCAUGGAAACCACCCCUUCGCUGGCGUGCGCCAACAAAUGCGUCUUUUGCUGGAGAAAGCAGUCCAACCCCGUUGGCAAAGAGUGGAAGUGGAAGGUGGAUCCGCCCGAGCUGAUCUUCAAGGGGGUCCUUGAGGGUCACCGCCAGAAAAUCAAGCAGUUGAAGGGCAUCGCCGGUGCCAUCCCAGAACGGUUCCAGGAAGCUAUGGAGCCUCGCCACUGUGCCCUCUCCUUGGUCGGGGAGCCCAUCUGGUACGAGCACAUCAAUGAGCUCCUGGACAUGCUCCAUCAAAGCCACAUCUCCUCGUUUCUUGUAACGAACGGUCAAUUCCCAGAGGCUAUCAAGAAACUCCAGCCUGUGACCCAGUUGUAUCUGAGCAUCGACGCCAGUACCAAGGAGUCUCUGAAGCGCAUUGACCGACCGCUCUUUUCGGACUUUUGGGAGCGCUAUAUGGCAUCUAUCGACUACCUGCGCGAAAAGAAGCAGAGAACCGUAUUCCGCCUGACCCUUGUUAAGGACAUGAACACCAAUGACAUCAACCAGUACUCCCAGCUUGUUAAACGCGGCAUGCCAGAGUUCAUUGAGAUCAAGGGCGUGACGUAUUGCGGCGACAAGAAUCCCAACUCUACUAGCAAGGAUAAAAUCACGAUGAAAAAGGUGCCCUACUAUGUCGAGGUUCUCAAGUUUGCCGAGGACCUGGUCAAGACCCUUCCCGAGGGCCAGUACGCACUGGCAUGCGAGCACGAGCACUCCAUCUCGGUGCUCAUCGCCCACACCAAGUUCCUGAUCAACAACGAGUGGCAUACCUGGAUUGACUAUGACCGAUUCUUUGAUCUGGUGCAAUCGGGGCGCGAGUUCACGAGUCUGGACUAUGCGGCCAAGACGCCGGAGUGGGCUGUCUACGGCAAUGAGCGCAGAGGGUUUGAUCCGCUUGAGGAGCGCACUCAAGGAAAGGGCGGCAAGAAAAACAAAGGCAGUGCUGCCAUCUACAAGGAAAGUCUCGAAAAGGAGUCGGCCUCUAUCGAGGCCGACUGA